AUGAAGGUGGAGGAGCCAGACCUCUCCAUGGAGCUCAUGAGCCAGCUCCAGCGCCAGCUGUCGGCCCUGGAAGCCGGAAGCUUCAAGGAGGGGCAAUCCGCAGAAGGUGUGGGGAGAGCUCAGGCGAAAUUCGCGGACGGCGCGGCAUCAGAGAUCGUUUCCUUGCUGCGAAGUUUCAACCCGGAGUUGGCGGAGGAGGAGCUGUCCAGGGAUGUGCACAGCAUCAUCCACACGAACUCGGUGGUCGGGCAUUUGCAACCGUCCAACCUGCAGGCACUACGGGAGUAUGUGCCGCUGGACCGCCGUGCGUGGCUGGGCCCCGACAUCCAGCGGCACUUGGCGAGGCAGCGGAGGCGCCGGCCCUUCCGUGAGGCCCUGCAGAUUUUUCAGCGCCGGCGCCGGCGCCUGGUGAAGGACAGCGAGCUGCCUGCCACGGCCGUGGGCGCCGUGGGGGGCUGCGCGCUGGGCAGCACUGGGGGUGGAGCGCUGGGCAUGUUGGCGGGCAGCUACUUCGGCGCCUUCUGCGGGCUGGUCCCUGCGCUCGUGACCUUCGGCAUGUCAGUGCCGGUGGGUGCCGUAUUGGGCGGCGCCGCGGGCCUCGUGACCGGUGCCGCCGCUGGAGGCACGGCUGGGGCGCUGGGUGGCGGCUUCUUGGGCCGCACCGCCUAUGCUCAGCAGCUCUUCCGGAGCGGCGCGGAUUGGGCCCUCAGAUUCACAGGCAAAGGUCUGACCCAAGCACCCGGCACCGGCGGCACUCACUAG
Messenger RNA from Effrenium voratum, 762 nucleotides. NCBI's taxonomy places the organism in Eukaryota, Dinophyceae, Suessiales, Symbiodiniaceae. The record is from the annotation of a GenBank genome assembly.